Messenger RNA from Capsicum annuum, 1768 nucleotides. Its product is annotated as UDP-xylose transporter 3. The record is from RefSeq and is a predicted model, not a curated record. Gene Ontology annotation, molecular function: UDP-xylose transmembrane transporter activity; antiporter activity. The transcript is spliced from 8 exons. Lineage: Eukaryota; Viridiplantae; Streptophyta; Magnoliopsida; Solanales; Solanaceae. Bases 384 to 1454 code for a protein of 356 amino acids. Gene Ontology annotation, cellular component: Golgi apparatus.
GACCUUUAACAUUAAGGGAGUAACUAGGGUAUUUUGUGUUGAAGAUGCAAGGACGUCCCUUCCAUCACACUCCCCUUCUCGGAUUUUGACUGAGAUUGCAUAGAUAUUUUUUUUUUUCGCUAACAAAAAAUUAUCAAAGUCUGUGUAUACUCGGUUAGCACCAAACUGCAGUUGGAACUGACUACCCAACUUUUUUUUUCCCUAAAAUUGAAGUCGAAAAUACACAUAUAGAGGCUCUGCCAAGUUGAGUGGAUCUGUACCUAAACGGAAUUUUGAAAAAUGGGAGUGUGAAGAAUUUGGUUGUGGAUCAAGUUUGCUGCCGUCUUUUUGGGAAUUAUCUAUCUCUUUCAAGGCGGAGCAAGGAGCUGUACCCGAAAGAAAGGAUGAGUGAGAACAAGAGUUUUCAGCUUGGCACUAUUGGAGCUUUGUCUCUAUCUGUUGUUUCGUCUGUAUCCAUUGUGAUAUGCAAUAAAGCGCUUAUGAGCUCUUUAGGUUUCCGUUUUGCUACAACUUUGACGAGCUGGCAUCUACUGGUCACUUUUUGCUCCCUCCAUGUGGCGCUAUGGAUGAAGCUAUUUGAACAUAAACCUUUUGAUCCAAGAACUGUAGUUGGAUUUGGUAUUCUGAAUGGAAUUUCAAUUGGGUUGCUAAACCUUAGCCUUGGUUUCAAUUCUGUUGGUUUUUAUCAGAUGACGAAACUUGCAAUCAUACCAUGCACUGUACUGUUAGAGACACUUUUCCUCAGCAAGAAGUUCAGUCGGAGCAUUCAACUCUCUCUUUGCAUCCUUCUUUUGGGUGUUGGAAUUGCGACUGUAACGGAUUUGCAGCUGAACUUCCUGGGCUCUAUCUUGUCACUCCUUGCAGUUCUUACCACUUGUGUUGCUCAAAUUAUGACCAAUACCAUCCAGAAGAAGUUCAAGGUUUCUUCAACUCAGCUGUUGUAUCAAUCUUGUCCUUAUCAAGCCAUGACUUUGUUCAUCUCUGGUCCUUUUCUGGAUAAGUUUUUGACUCAGCAAAAUGUAUUUGCCUUCAGAUAUACACCACAAGUGCUGGUUUUCAUUGCUCUGUCCUGUUUGAUCUCGGUCUCUGUUAACUUUAGCACAUUCCUUGUGAUUGGAAAGACAUCCCCUGUCACCUACCAAGUACUUGGCCAUCUUAAAACCUGUCUAGUAUUAGCUUUUGGAUAUAUCUUACUUCAUGACCCAUUCAACUGGAGGAAUAUUCUUGGGAUCUUUGUUGCUAUGAUGGGAAUGGUUCUUUAUUCAUAUUGUUGCACCCGUGAAGGUCAGAAAAAAGCUACAGAAGCAUCAGUACAACUUCAGACCAAGGAAGAUGAAUCUGAUCCUCUAAUAGGCAUGGAGAACGGAGCUGGUGCAAUAAAUGAUGUAGCUCUCCCAAUAUCCCCAAUUGGGAAAGCAGACAAGGAUUUGCGUGCUCGAGACUACAACCGUUGAGAGUAGUUUAAUUAGCAUUCCAAGAUGCAUCAAUUGAAUUAUGAUGAGAUUGAUAGUUCACCAUGGGAUUAAUGCAAUUGCUACAAUACUUCCCCUGCUUCAAAAUCACAUUGAGUAACAAAGAAUGCCUUCAUUUCUGCUAUAUUGCUGUUUGAUGUCUAGAUUUGAGAAGUUACUACUGCUCCGUUGUAAGCAAUAUUCUUAUAUAAUUAGAACAUUUGAGGCAUAGUAAAAAUGAUUUGAUCAGAAAUUAUUUGAGUUGCCGAAUAAUGUUAUCUCUGAACAGUAUAUAUAUAUAUAUCUUAUUCUAAGCA